This is a messenger RNA of Didymodactylos carnosus, 605 nucleotides long. The record is from the annotation of a GenBank genome assembly. Lineage: Eukaryota; Metazoa; Rotifera; Eurotatoria; Philodinida; Philodinidae.
AUGGCAAAAAUUGUUGCAAUUGCUGGAGGUACCGGUCAUUUUGGCUUACAUAUUACACAUGCCUGUCUGAAGACAUCGUUUCGCGAGGUGCGUGUAUUGAGUAGGAAUAAAAAUGACGAUGCAACUAAAAACCUCGAAGCAGAUGGUGCGAAGAUAUUUCAAGUAUCAUAUGACGAUAUUUCAUCUAUCAAGUCUGCUUUGAAGAAUGUAGAUGUAGUCAUUAGUGCACUCGGGACUCAAAUGUUCGAAGAGAAGACAAAUGUACUCAAGGCGGCUGCAGAAAGCAAUGUUAGCGUCUACUUUCCAGCCGAAUUUGGUAUAGACGAGCGGCUGAAUGAUUUCUCGAAUGCUGUAUGGGAUAAAAAGAAAGAACAUCAAGAGAAUGCUCGUCAUUCAAUCAAAAAAGUAUGCGCAGUCUACAUCCCAUUCUUUACGGAAGACUCAUUUGGUAAAUGGUUUGGAAUUUUCACAAAAAAAGAUAUUUAUGUGAAUUAUGCACUAUUUUGUGAUGUGUCAUUCAAAGCUAGACUUCAUGUUAAAUUCGUACUCGUAACGAGAUGGAAAAAGACUUCCGUGCAUCUAGUGUUGACUGUUCAACCCGUACG